CACACAUAUAUAUCUAUCUUUCCCGAGUUCAGCAGAGCUUCUUCCUGACAGCCUGACACCAAGAUGCCUUUUUCUUCCAUCUGGCUCCCAGUUGUUUUGGCCUUCUUCGCCGCAGAGGGCCGCCCCAGAGGCCGUAUUUUGGGGGGCCGAGACGCCCCCCGGCGCCCAUACAUGGCCUCCCUCCAACUGAACGGGCAACACCUCUGCGGCGGCUUCCUCAUCGCCGACGAAUGGGUGCUGAGCGCCGCCCAUUGCCUGGAGGACGCGGGCAACGGGACUUUUGAGGUCCUCUUGGGGGCACGGUCUCUCUCUCUCCCCGAGCCCCACAAGCGCCUGUACGGGGUCCGCCAGCUGGUCCCUCACCCCAGCAGCCACCCAGACACCAACCACGACGACCUCUUGCUAGUACAGCUGGAAGAGGCGGCCUCCCUGAACCCGGACGUGCAGACGCUGGCUUUCCAACGGCAGGGCAGAGACGUCCCCGAAGGGACCCUCUGCGAGGUGGCCGGCUGGGGCAUCACCCGGAACACAGGCAAGCGGCCGGACGUGUUGCAGCACGUGGAGCUAGGGGUCAUCGGCCGAGCCAAAUGCAACCAGCGGAUUCAUCACGAUGGGGAGGUGACAGAGAAAAUGAUGUGCGCCGACUCGAGGAAGAAAGAUUCCUGCAAGGGAGAUUCGGGGGGUCCCCUCGUCUGCAAUGGCGUCGCCGAAGCUGUUGUGGCCACUGGCUCGCGAGUUUGCGGCAACUGGAAGAAACCCGGGCUCUACACCCGAACUGCUCCCUACGCCGAAUGGAUCGACAGUGUCUUGGCCAAUGCAACCAGCGGAUCCCUCGCGGCCGUUUAAACGCUGAUAGCCAGAGGCUAUCCCUCGGGGGAAUCUCUCCUUGCCCCGCAAAUUUAAGAUGCAAAAAUUACAUUUUGCAUGUCUCUCUCUUCCCCCCCCCCCCCACAUAUUCCCACUUUUGCAGGCUUCAGUUCUCCAAAUCCGCAAAAAUCCUUCGGUGUUUCACACAAUUUUCUCCGUUUUUUUGUACGCAGCUCUAAUAAUCCCCGCUAUUUCCCGCAAGCAACCAUUUCUCCUGGCGCAGGGCGUUUUUGCGCGUUCGUUUCCACGGGCGUGCUCGUUGUUACCAAACGAUUUUCUGCAUUUUUUUUUGGUAAAAGUGCAUCGCGAAUUUCGGAUCAGCGCGACUGCCAAAAGGCGGCUGUGUUUCGGUUUGCAGGUUCCUUUGGAAAGCACAGUUUUGACGAUUCCCCUUCGAAUGCAAACAGCGUCAGAUUCCUUCCCCGUCCCCAGGGCUGUGAGAAUUACCGUAUUUUUCUAUGUAUAAGACUAGGUUUCCCCCCCCCUAAUAAAUUAUGUCAAAAAUUAGGGGGCAUCUUAUAAAUGGAUAGUGCCAAGGCCAUUUUCUUAAAUCUGAGUCUCCAAAAAUAAGGGGUGUCUUAUACACGGGGGUAUCUUAUAGACGGAAAAAUACAGUAUGUUAUGAAUUAAGGCACCAAGCCAGUAGUUGGAAAAAGAUGGCUUCUACUCCCUACUUAGAAGUGUAAUUGAUAGUGUUGGUUUUAGAGGGGUUUUUUUUGCAUUAUUUCUUUCUUUAUUUCUUUUGUUUUUUAUGUAUGUAUGCCUUUUCUGUUUAUUUCCUUUCUGUACAUGUGUUGCGUGCAUAUAAACGCAAUAUUUAAAUAAAAAAUUAUGGGGAAAAGAGAGAAUUCGCAUGCGUGCAAAAAGCACACCAAUAAAUAUAAGCAGCUUACAUAAAUAAAUCGAGCCUAAUCUAUUAAAGCUAUUGGUCAUCAAUCUUACUGAGGCUUAUGAAUAUACAGACUACGGAGAAAUGCUAUUUGACUCGUAUAUCGUUCCAAGACACGACCCACACCCCAGAAACCUCCGCCUACUAGAAGUUAAUCAUCGAGAACCCCCAAUCCGAAUUUUAAUAUCAUCAGAAGACGUCUUGAAGACUCCUGAGCAAUUUCCAGUGCUUGGCAUGAAAACAGACGCAGUAUUAGGCCGAUUAAAUCCGAACAACCUUAAUUACAUCUCACCCGGGUCUAUUUGACGGCCAGAAAUUUGGGGGUCAAAUCGCAACGUCAUGCCCCUAUCGUAGCAGCCCCGGAAAAGAAAGCGGGGAAGAAUUGGAAAAAGUGUGAACCUGUUGUGAACUGAUGUCCCAGGGGCUGGGAAGAGACUUUGCAAGAGAGGGAAUGCCAAGAAACAAGCAGACAAAAACAGCCUUUUUUU
Messenger RNA from Zootoca vivipara (common lizard), 2244 nucleotides. It is a transcript of the gene CFD, whose product is annotated as complement factor D. The record is from RefSeq and is a predicted model, not a curated record. Gene Ontology annotation, biological process: proteolysis. NCBI's taxonomy places the organism in Eukaryota, Metazoa, Chordata, Lepidosauria, Squamata, Lacertidae. Gene Ontology annotation, molecular function: serine-type endopeptidase activity.